CUGCGAUUUGAUGGAUUUCUUUCCUUUUGUAACCCAACCCCCCAGCAUCACCUGCUGGUGUAUCCAUCUUCUAUCUAUUCUACUCUCAUUGCUUCUCUUUUAACCUUCGACUACUCUAUUAUUCUGUGUAUCUUCCAUCCCGUAUAUACUCUACGAACCCGCAUCGCCUCCCUUGGGCUGCGUCCAUUCAUUCUUUCGAUUUCAGCACUUUUGCGACUGCUACCGUCAACAAUAUCAUAAAUGGGGAUCUGCGCUUCUUGUUUGGGUCAGGGUCGCCGGGACCACAAUGAUUACGAAUCCACCCGCCUCUUAGACGAUGACAUUUACCAAUCCGGCUACGGCUACGGCGCCCUCAACCAUGCGAAUCAAACGAACCACCCGGAUCCAGAGUCCAUCAAGCGCGAACGAGAAGCUCUCGAAGCCAUCUGCCAGCGGACCUCCGAAUCCGUCAUCGACAUCUGGUCCCUCCAACCCCAACCUCACCUCCAACCCCGCGCAACCCUGCCUCGCUCGAAUUCAGGAUCCCGAGAAGGCACCGCAGAUGACCCGCCCGUCGUUGUAACCGCGCCCUCCACUGCGUCAUCGAAUACCGCUUCCGAUAAUGGCACGGGUACUGUACCGAAACACUGGGGCGAGGUCGUUAUCAAUCCGAGAAAGGAUCGCGGAGCAAAAGCGGGUGGGAAGAAUGGGCGUGAUGUUUUUGGUGUUUUGCAGGUUUCGUGAGGGCCGUCGCAAAUAUCUCUGGUGGACUCCAGGUGCCUUGAUACUGAGUGACGACCCUACAUGAUAGGUCUUCUGACCUCAGUUCGCAUCGGUUUAUUGGCAUAUCUGAAAGUUCCUUUCGUUCGUUUCGGGUCGCCGGUCGACAGGUCUCUUUCUUCUUUCAUUUUUCUCCUUUGCAGCGAUGUCAUAAUACCCCCUUUCCCUUCUACAUUUUUUGGCCUUGGGCACAUUUAUUUCCUUGUGUUUGUGUUUUCGCAUGUGCGUCUCUUACGUUUUCUUUCUGUUGUCAGACUGCAUCCUUCGCUAUUCUUUUCAUUAUUUGUUCUGAGUGGGCGCCAGACCAUUUGCAUUGCGCAUUAGAUAGAGU
Molecule: messenger RNA, 1090 nt
Organism: Aspergillus glaucus CBS 516.65
Lineage: Eukaryota; Fungi; Ascomycota; Eurotiomycetes; Eurotiales; Aspergillaceae
Product: LAMTOR1/MEH1 family protein
Exons: 3
Coding region: 241-723 (160 amino acids)
Biological process (GO): endosomal transport; positive regulation of MAPK cascade; cellular response to amino acid stimulus
Cellular component (GO): membrane raft; Ragulator complex; late endosome membrane
Molecular function (GO): guanyl-nucleotide exchange factor activity; molecular adaptor activity
Source: RefSeq, a predicted model, not a curated record